AUGUAUUCGCCUUGCAGACGGAUCAAGAUCUCGAAAGUGUCAUCGGGCAAACAAGCGCGUCUGAUUCCGGCAGCGCUACGAUUGGAUCCAGACGAGGUAGACAAGCGUGACACGGACUGCAACGACUAUCGGGUGUUUCAAGGGCGUCAGUUCCGCGUUUCGGCAAAGGAUGAAGCUGCUUUUGAGCAACUCCGACUUUUGAAAUUAGCGGCAACUACCAGGCGCACAAAGCGGAGUCGUGUUGUGAUCGAUUAUUCUGAGAAUGAAGAGGGGAAAAAUGAAGAGAUGACAGAGAAAUUAAAGAAGGCAGAGCAAGAACGUGCUAUUGCAGCUGAAAAACGUAGAAAAGCAGCUGACGAGAAGAAGAAAGCGACAUGGAAUGCAAAUGGUGAGAACAUGAACCGCCCUCUUGUUGCAAACGGUCACGCCUCGGAAUAUUCGAAGCUUCUUCUUUACUUUCAGCGGCCCAACGCUUGA
This is a messenger RNA of Ostertagia ostertagi, 477 nucleotides long. The record is from the annotation of a GenBank genome assembly. Lineage: Eukaryota; Metazoa; Nematoda; Chromadorea; Rhabditida; Trichostrongylidae.